AGGUAGGUUGAGAGGAAUCCGCUGAACAACAAACAUUAAACAGGAAUAUAUUUAUCUCUCUGUAAGUUUCAUUUAGGUUAAAUAUCAAACAACAGUUAUUUGACAAUGGACAUCCGAGGAGCAGUGGAUGCCGCUGUCCCAACAAAUAUCAUCGCAGCCAAGGCUGCUGAGGUCCGCGCUAACAAGGUCAACUGGCAGUCCUACCUGCAAGGCCAGAUGAUCUCAGGAGAAGACUGUGAGUUCAUCAAGAAGUUUGAGGUAGCUCAUUCUGAGGAGAAGCAGGCAAUUCUGACAAAUGAAGGACAUCAGUGUGCAAAGACCUUCCUCAACCUUAUGGCCCACAUAUCGAAGGAGCAAACAGUUCAAUACAUCUUGACCUUGAUUGAUGACACUCUACAGGAAAAUCAUCAGAGGGUCAACAUUUUCUUUGAUUAUGCCAAGAAGACUAAGAACACGGCAUGGUCCUAUUUUCUCCCCAUGUUGAAUCGUCAGGACCUCUUCACCGUUCACAUGGCUGCAAGGAUCAUUGCCAAGCUGGCUGCCUGGGGACGGGACCUGAUGGAGGGGAGUGAUCUGAAUUACUACUUCAACUGGAUCAAGACUCAGCUCAGCUCCCAGAAACUACAUGGUACAGGUGCAGAGACAGGAACAGGAACCAUCUCUCCCAGUGAAAGCUCCCAGUAUGUUCAGUGUGUGGCUGGCUGCCUGCAGCUGAUGCUAAGAGUGAAUGAGUACAGGUUCGCCUGGGUUGAGGCUGAUGGAGUGAACUGCAUCACGGCCGUGCUGAGUAACAAGUGUGGCUUCCAGCUGCAGUACCAGAUGAUCUUCUGCGUGUGGCUCCUGGCCUUCAGCCCUCAGCUCUGCGAACAGCUGCGUCGCUACAACGUAGUGCCCGCCCUCUCCGACAUCCUCCAGGAGUCUGUCAAAGAGAAGGUCACCCGCAUCAUCCUCGCUGCUUUCAGGAACCUGCUGGAGAAGUCUGCAGAGAGGGAGACUCGUCAGGAGUAUGCUUUGGCCAUGAUCCAGUGCAAAGUCCUGAAACAGCUGGAGAAUCUGGACCAGCAGAAAUAUGAUGAUGAAGACAUUACCGAUGACAUCAAAUUCCUUCUGGAGAGACUGGGAGAAAGUGUCCAGGACCUCAGCUCUUUUGAUGAGUACAGCUCGGAGCUGAAGUCUGGCCGGCUGGAGUGGAGUCCGGUGCACAAGUCGGAGAAGUUCUGGAGAGAGAAUGCUGUCCGCCUGAACGAGAAAAACUACGAACUGCUCAAGAUCCUGACCAGGCUGCUGGAGGUGUCUGAUGAUCCUCAGGUUAUUGCUGUGGCUGCCCAUGAUGUGGGAGAGUAUGUGCGACAUUACCCUCGUGGCAAAAGGGUGAUUGAACAGCUGGGUGGGAAGCAGCUGGUGAUGAACCACAUGCAUCAUGAGGAUCAACUGGUGCGCUACAAUGCACUGUUGGCGGUGCAAAAGCUCAUGGUGCAUAACUGGGAGUACCUGGGGAAACAGCUGCAGUCCACAGAGCAGGCCACCCCAGCUGUAGCUGCCAGAAGCUGAACAGUAUGAUUGCGUCAGUGGAUGUUGUGUGAAUGUCUAUUACAGCUGCAUUAUGAAUAUGUGUUAAACUAAAUGUUUGAUGCUGUUAAGUUGAUAUACUGUAUUUGUGUCCUUAAAAUCCUUCGACAACUGGACUGCUUCCCAAGACUUAAAGCCCUGGUCAUUAACUGCUCACACAGCACCAUGGUUGCUUUAGAACUAGCUCUGAGUUACGAUAAAUGUAUAUAUGUGUACAUUUCAGCAGGUGAUUGACAUUCGUUUGUUGCAGAAUCAACAACUAGCAGAAACUGCUCCUAGGGGCUUUACUUUCCUUGUGACUGUGCGUCUUCAUGAUGUGAACUAAGUCAUUUCCAAAGUAAAUGAUAUUCAGUGUUAUUUAUGUGUUGUGUGUAAAACAAAUGAUAUGCAUUCCAAUAAAAGACUUUAAUUUAACAUGUC
Molecule: messenger RNA, 1989 nt
Organism: Colossoma macropomum (tambaqui)
Lineage: Eukaryota; Metazoa; Chordata; Actinopteri; Characiformes; Serrasalmidae
Gene: atp6v1h
Product: ATPase H+ transporting V1 subunit H
Exons: 14
Coding region: 106-1551 (481 amino acids)
Biological process (GO): proton transmembrane transport
Cellular component (GO): vacuolar proton-transporting V-type ATPase, V1 domain; lysosomal membrane
Molecular function (GO): proton-transporting ATPase activity, rotational mechanism
Source: RefSeq, a predicted model, not a curated record